GGAUGGCUGAGUCGGGCCGGUCUCGUCGUCACGACAACGCGAACCUAACACACGCCUUUUAAUGGUACAAAAGAAAUGUCGACCCUCGAUGUUUUUACGUGCCCAGUAGUUUACAAAUACAAAACAAGAUUAUUUUCUUGUAGUGUUUUUCUCGUAAUUAUUCUAAUCAUUGCUACAAUAAUUUGCCCGUUAAUUAUCGUUUAUCAGACAGGAGGUUUUUGGCUUCGAAAUCGAAUUCACGUCGAAACUCCUCUAGUCAAUUUUGCACACAAAUAUUUUCUUGUUGGUGACAAAGAUUUUCGUGCCAAUCCCAUUGUUUGCUCGACUUUUUUGAAUUAUAAAGAAAAUCCUAUAAACGAUGACUGUACAAUCGUUAAAGUGCAUGAAAUUGAUGCUAACAAGGAUAGGAGGACCGAUGUUCUCAAGUUUGAGGCACAAUUCUAUAGUGAACAACCAUUGAGAACUCUAAGGCUUCUAUUAUUCUUCCAUAUCGAAUUACAGGAAUUAAUAGAGGCGUUAAUUGGAACAAUAGCAGUCUUUGAUUACACUCUGGACGAUAAUGUACAGAAGGUCCAUUUUAUCAGUGAUUUGAGAUUACAUCAGAAAAGUCUUUUGCGGAUCGACAGUUUUCCUGAAGUCUAUAAUUCUAGUAUUGAUUUCGAAGACAAAACACUGGUUGAUGUAUUGUCAGAAAAUGCAAGAAAAAAAUUAUCCGCGCAACUCAUGAAUACUCGAGUGACACAAGAAACAGGAUUCUCUAGCGAUGAGCCAAUUAUUGUUUCGGGAGAAAUCCUUUAUUCUGAAGAAUUGAUACAUUAUCAGCCCGGGUUGUGGGAAGAACUGAAAUGGGCAUGGAUUCAAUAUUUGUCUAUUUUUCUUAUCUUUGCAUAUCUCAGCACAAAAUUGUUGCAAUUUUUGUUUAGUAAUAGACAUCUCAAGAGCUACAUCAUUGUACCUUGGAAAAUUGAAUAAAGUACUUUUCAAAAAA
Molecule: messenger RNA, 988 nt
Organism: Venturia canescens
Lineage: Eukaryota; Metazoa; Arthropoda; Insecta; Hymenoptera; Ichneumonidae
Product: transmembrane protein 231
Exons: 5
Coding region: 76-972 (298 amino acids)
Biological process (GO): cilium assembly; regulation of protein localization
Cellular component (GO): ciliary transition zone; ciliary membrane
Source: RefSeq, a predicted model, not a curated record